Molecule: messenger RNA, 1459 nt
Organism: Colletotrichum navitas
Lineage: Eukaryota; Fungi; Ascomycota; Sordariomycetes; Glomerellales; Glomerellaceae
Product: major facilitator superfamily transporter
Exons: 2
Coding region: 168-1334 (388 amino acids)
Biological process (GO): transmembrane transport
Cellular component (GO): membrane
Molecular function (GO): transmembrane transporter activity
Source: RefSeq, a predicted model, not a curated record
AUAUCGGUAUCCACACUCCAUGCCGAUCGAGACUGAUUUCGACAGCUUAGCCAAUCAAACCCAUCUGACACGGCCAAAUCAGGCUAUCGAUAUGUCAUCGCUGAUGGCCUCUUGGCUGGCUAUAAGUUUUGGGGCGUGUGGGCUUUUCGCAGGCAAUGUACCUGUAGAUGAGUGCACCGGUGGAUGAGGCUGGCGGAAUGGUUCAGCCCGUUUCUGGACAAUCCAAGGUACACAAUUACAAUCCGGGUCUAUACGUUCGUGUCAAAAUGCAACAUGAUACUUCAAAUGGACGCGGGGAAACAGCCAGCAACAGGGGUGAGGACGGCCCAUGUAGCCCCCCUGAGCGCAUGGCAGAUGCAGGACCGGUCCAGCUCGACUAUGAACAAGAACUCCCGCCCGAUGGAGGCUAUGGCUGGGUCAUUGUGGCAUCAUGUUUCACCCUGAACUGCUUUACUUGGGGCGUCACUUCGUCUUACGGCGUUUACCUCUCCCACUACCUGUCCUCAGAGCUCUUCCCUGGCGCGACGUCAAUGGACUACGGCCUCAUCGGGGGCUUCAACUUCGCCUUUGCCAUGAUUCUUGCGCCCCUGGCAACCUACACGGCCCACCGCUUUGGAAAGCGCGGUGUCAUGCUUGCGGGAGUCGUCAUGCAGUCUGCCGGGCUCAUCUCCGCCUCCUUCGCAUCAGAGGUCUGGCACCUCUAUGUAACGCAAGGCGCGCUUGUCGGCGGCGGCAUCGGCCUAGUCUUCGUUCCAAGCCUGCCGGUUCUGUCCCAAUGGUUCUCGGAGAGGCGCAGCGUCGCCAACGGCAUAAGCUCAGCCGGUUCCGGGGUCGGCGGCGUCGUCUUUUCCUGGGGCACCGGUGCGAUGAUCCACAACCUCGGACUUUCCUGGGCGCUCCGUGCCAUGGGCCUGGUGACGUUAGUCGCGAACACUGCCGCAACGCUACUCAUCCGAGACCGGCAGGCCAGGUCAAACAAGCUAGUCAUCGACGUCCAGCUACUGCGGAGGUACGAGGUUCGCCUCCUUUUGCUCUGGGCGUUCAUAAGCAUGUUCGGCUACAUCACUCUUCUAUUCUCCCUCGCCGACUUCUCCCGUUCCGUCGGCCUCUCCUCGGCACAAGCCACGGAUGUGACAGGUGUCCUCAAUUUCGGCACCGCGGUGGGAAGACCGCUUAUCGGGAUCACGAGUGACCACUUUCGAAGAAUCGACACCGCCGGCAUGUUAACCCUGCUGUGCGGCGUCAUCUGUUUUGCCAUGUGGCUACCUGCCACAACUUUUGCCUCGACUCUAGCGUUUGCCUUCAUAUGCGGCGCUAUACUCGGCGUUUUUUAGAUAGUUCGUGGCAUAAAUCCCUGGCCAGCUCUGUCUUCCCUUGGGAUAUUGUUAGGUGCCAGAGGUGGGGGGCACCAGGGGACCACCAGCUGUAGGGCCACAACCAGGAAAACUAUUAUCUAAGG